UGAUUGCACAUUGCUUGAAAAGCAGCAAUAAUUCGCUUUAAAAUUGCAGAAUGCAAAUGCAAUUAUUAUAGAUAUGGCAAGAUGUUCAAUUAUUAAAAAACGGAGAGCGACAGAACAAAUUGAGUAGGAAAAUGAAAUAAACCAAAAUUCAUAUUGUGAGAGUGUGUUAAUCAAAUGCUUGAAGUGAAUUUUCAAAUCGAUUAUAAAAAUUGUUUUGCGUCAGAAAAUUCUGUAUAAAGAUUACAUUUGAUAAAUCAAUGUUAUAUGUAAUUAUAUAUUUAAAAAUUCAGGAAUAUUAACUACCAAUUUGAUAGGAAAUAGUGCAGACAUAGAAGGUCAUCAAUAAAUGAACAACAUAACAAAAACGAUUUGGAAAGUGACGGCAAGAAUUUGCAACCAAGAUUUACUAGCACAAUAAAAUUGCAGGACAAUAGAAGGGUAUGGCACCAGUACGAAACGUGACUACUGCUCAGCCUAUAAAACAAACAGAGAUUCAAACGAGUAAACAGCAGACGCCAAUGCAACAACAACCUCACAAAAGACCAUAUAGAUCCACAUUGCGUUACUGCCUUGCCACUGGUCCUGGCUGGGGAGGCGGAGCAACAGUGACAACGUCAACGUCUGGUGCUCGUAGACAGAUAACUAGUAAUAACGAUUACGUAGUAUCAGCGAAUCAACAUAUAAGUGGUGGUGCAAAUGUGAAAUCGGCUAAAACAGCAGUAAUAGCAACCGGUGAAGCAGGAUUUGAUACUGCACACAGUCAAAAUAUUAGUAAAAAUAAUAUUGAUAAUAAUAAUUCAAGAGCAGCAUCUGCGGAAGUGCAGCGGAAACGACAACACAGUCCAGAAGAAGGUUUAACCCAACUUAACGGAAGUGCCGGUGCAUCACAGUUCAAUAUUAGUAAAAACACAUCAUCUUUCUUGCAACAAUUCACUACAACACCUAGCAGUACAACUGGAUCGGAAUCUUUUGUACGUCCCGUAAAAUACGAAAUCCCCGCUGAAAUAAAGCACUUUGCACAAACACAGAAAUCGCUAAACGAAUCUCCUACGACUACAAAAACAGCGUCAAACACUUUUGCGAAAUUGACUAAAGCGAAUAAUAAUUCUUUACUGCCUGUAAAUCUCUUAAACUUGGCUGUCAGUCUAACAACAGCCCAAAUACCAGCCACUCCAACGAUAACCACAGCUGUUGCAACAAAUUCAUCUCAAACGGUUGUUGGUGGCUGCGUAAAUGUUGAGUCUAUUUUACUACAACGUUUGCAAUUAAUAAAACACUUUUUGAGCUUGACCGAACCAUCAGUUGCCAACCUCAAUCAGCGAUUGAAGCACCAGGACGAGGAAGUUACACCAACUGCGAGCGCAUCAAGUUUAGCUGCACAGCGAGUUUUGCCAAAAGUGUUAAUGGUAUACGAAAAUAAACCCGAAAGCAUGGAGCGUGACGUUGUGGUAAAUUCAAACAGUCUUGAAGAUGUCCCUUUAAGUGAGUUGAGCGACAAUCGCGCGCAGUCAAUACAGUCGUUGCAUAGCGUUGAAACUCCCACGCCAGACACCUCUCCAAGCUUUGAUGAACUGCAGCAACGUUUAGAGACAUCGAAUCGCAACAUACAAAAUAUGCAAGAGCAGCAGCAACAACUUUUGCGCUUGCAAAAUGCCGCUAAGCAGCAUUUGAGUGAAAUGGAGCAUCUGCGUCAACAGGCAGGCGCUUUAAGUUUUAACGCAAACCAAGGAAACACUUCGAAUAAUGCUGAGGACACUCCCCAAUAUGAAUCCAUCGAUCAGGUGCACUCAGAUAUGGCAACAUUGGUUGGUCGUAUGAAGAAUCUCACCACGUUCAUACAAAAUCAAAACGAAUUAAGCAAUCUGCUCGGAGAUGAUGGCCCUGAAAUACUUGCCGAACAGGAAGCGCUGCAGCGUAAGCUGGAAUCCUUGCGUGCGCAACGUGAUGAUAUGCGUACAUUGGUGAGCGAGUUGCAGGAUAUCAAUCGCACUGCCGAACGUAGGGUGGGUCAAGGUGCAAGGGAGAAUGAGGACGCUAUUGAUAAUGUACAGCCAACAACAAAUGAAGUAAAGCAUAACCAUGGGCAAUCGCCGUCGAAUGCCGCACGUGUUGUGCCUGUCACUUACACGCGUAGCGUGCCCAUAAAGCUGACGAAUGGUAGCAUAGCACAACCUUCUGGAAAUACACACGAUGAUGAUGAUAGUGGCGAUCCUGCGGAGAAUGCUGCCACUGCAAUGCUUAUAAAGCAGAAAGUGGCUGACAUAGAGACGAUGCGCAUGCAAUUGCAACGUCUGAAAGACAUGAUGGAAACAGUAAAUAUGAUUGAAGCGCGCUCAUCGCGUGAUGUGAAGGAUAUUGGGCGAACACCACCGCGUGAAGUUCGGUCACAAUCGCGUACCACAGGCUCGUCAGGCGCUUCGUUUGAUCGUGAUUGUACACCUGUUUCUGUAGUGGCUGCUCAUCAUCCUAGCAGCGCUGACGACGUCGGUGACGAUUCGUAUCUUAUUCGUAAAAUGCGUAUGAUCAACGACGUAACUUCGGAUUUACGCGCACAGGCUGAAAGUUUGCAAGCCGAGCGUGAUCGGAUCAAGGCAUUGAAAGAGGAAAUUGUGCUGCGUAAGCAACAAGCUGCCGCUGCAGCACAACUUGGUGAGGAUGCAUUAAAGCGUAGCAGUUUAACCCCUACACCUACGCCACGUAAACAACGCGAUCUAGACACGCCGACCCCACCGCUUUCGACAAAUACCGAAAAUGAUCGAGAUCAACUCAAAAUGGAAUACGAGGCAAAGAAAAAGGAAUUCGAACUAUUGUGUCAACGUUUAAACCAAGAUGAUGUCACGGCACAGCCAGAACCAACCACUAAUAAAGCAUCCCGACGCCGUGAUACCGUCUCCGAAGCCGACGAUGAAGCUGAUGGUGAUGAAGAGUUAAAUGAUUCGGAUUUUCUCACUUCGAACGCUACUUCAACAGCACGGCAAUAUUUCACGGCACCACAACAACAGUCCACUCCGGCGCAGCAACAUCGCGCUGCAGCAAAGGCUGCUGUGACUGCACACUCGCAGGCUUCUGGCGCGGCAUCAGCAAAAGUAUCUGUACAGGGACGUCCAAGUCAAGGCCGACGAUUGUCAGUUGGGCCGCUGGUGAAGGAAGACAGCUUUGACACAAAUCAAACGUCAUCCACUGCAGGUGGCCGUCGGCAUUCUACGCUAGCUAACGCUACCAAUACCACACAGGAGGGUACUUCACUUGAAGCUGGUAGCGUACAGUCGGGUAGUUCGCAAUCUGCAUUCUCUAUGCCACCACCAAUGGCGGCCAUGGGCCCUUGUAGUAGUUGGCCACCCCUGCCACCAAUGCCCAACACUUGGAAUCCACAGCUUUACUAUGGUUUUAAUGCCUCAGUCCCGCCGCAACAACUCACAGCAUCACAACCGACCUCGGCAACAACAACUCAUAGUGCAGGUGCACCAUUUGCUCCCGUUGGUUUGCUUCCACCAUCUGCCGUGAAUAGUGACUGCAUUUGCAGCGCGGCGAACAGUGCUACAAACGCACCUGUUGUUACUGGACCGACACCGACUUCGAGUUCCACAAAUGCUGCCGCGCAACUAGCCGCAGACCCAGUUGUAAUGCAGCAGUUUGUGCAAACUCAGCAAAUGCUUAUAAAUUCAGUGUGCCAAUGCAAUCAGAUGUUGUGGCAUCAGCAGCGCGAAAUUGAUGCACUCAAUAACACAAUACAUGUGCUACAGGAGCGUUUACUUGCGUUAACCGGUGGCGUCAACUCUGUGCCACUCACUGAUUUGCCCUACUCCAUGCGCGCCGAAUCUGUGCCACCGCCUACCUUAACUGCAGGGACCUUACCCAACAACCUGUAUUUGAGCAGCUCGAAUCGUGCACAAUCCGAACAGCCCGCUCUCUUCUUGCCCGGCUUGCCGACAGCCACGCGCAGUAGCGCAUUCUCGAACUAUCAACAUCAUCAGCAACAACAAUAUCAGCAGCGUCAACAGCGUGGGCAUAUAACGACUGCAGGUGGCGCAACUGCUACCAACAGCUAUAACUUCAGCAGCGAAGCACAACAACACAGCAACAUUGCGACAGCAAACAGCACUAACGGUCUUUACAGUACACUAAAUAACGCUGCACCACCACCGCCCAGUCAAGCACAAUCGCAUUACAACAAUGAAGUGCCGCAAUCACCACCAUUGCAGGGAGGUGCUGCUGGGCCAGGACCGAUUUUCAUGCAUCAUCACAACAAUGCAAUACAUCAAAAUAACGCCAAUUUGCGUACACAAAAUCACUAUGCCAACAAUUUGCACCAACAGCAUCAGCUCCAACAACAACAACAUGGGCAUAGUAACAUCAACGUUGGCGGCGGCAAUACGCUGAAUAAUCAAGUUCCACCUGGUAAUCGUGCCAACAAUUAUUGGGACAAUUUCCGAAGCUAUUCGCGGCAAAACUUGCUUUCGACUAAUUCGAAUAAGAGUAAUGAAGAGCAGCAAAAUCAGCAAAAUCAGCAACAGCAUCAACCUCAGCAUUAUCUUCAGCAACGCUUGCUUGAACAGCUUGAGACACCAGCGCCAGCUCAUUAUCGCGCCCAACCGCAGCCACACCACCGCCCAUCAACUGGAUUGCCAGCAGCAGCAGCCCUGACAACCAGUAACUUACAACAAUUGCAGCGCCAGCAACAACAGCAGGAAGAAGCGGCGCAACAGCAACAACAACGGCCAGCGCAAACUCAGGCACCGCUAUACCGCGCGGUAGCCGAUAGCAAUAGCAACAGUUGCAACAACCUAAAUUUUGAACGCAAUGCGAGUGACAACAAGUAUUUGCGCACCUUGCAGCGGUCUCAUAUCAACAGCUAUCAGCAGCAGCAACAACAACUUGGACUCACAAAUUCAUUGUAUUCCAAUCACAACAACCUAUAUCAAUCAUGGCCACCGCAUACUAACGGCGCUACUGCUGGCACCGCCUGCGCUAAUGCAAACAGUGACGCUAACACUGGUGGCAUUGAGGUUUACGAUGGCUACAACAUUAUUGACAGCGACUUGACGGCGCCAUAUGCGCACUUGAGCAGCAACUCAAAUUCCAGCAACAUGUUGCGCAACAUGAAUGUCAACUUCGGCAACAGUCCGCAUUAUCAACGCAACAAACUGUUGACUAAACCAAAUUGUCGUGGCGCCGAAGCGAUGGAGCAUCACAACCCGAAUAGGGCACUACAACAACAACACCAACGCAUGCUGUCGCAACACCAACUAGCAUUACGUGCACAACAGCAGCUUGACCAAUCCACGCUGCGGCCUAUACGCAAUAUGGCCGCCUUCACUCAAGCGCGUUAUCUAGACUUAUUGCCAGCCACAGUCAGCGAAGCGGUUGCCACGGCCGAGGCGCAAUUACGCAAUCGCGAAAGUGUCGAUAUGUUGCUACGCACUAUAAUCGCCGACAAUGACGACGCUGUAGCAGCGUUGUCCACAACGGCCGGUGGCAAUACUACCACUUACAGUUCGCCAUACAUGCCGAACGCUAAUGGGGCACUGCUGAUGGAUGGCAACGAAAUCGGCAACAAUACACCAAAUAUUGACAAUGAGAAUGCAGAUCUUGAGGCGGAAGGGGAAACCGAGCUGAAUGCGCAUGUGGAUAUGUUGCUUGAUGAGGAUGACGACACCACAUCGGAGGAAAUCAAACGUAAUUUGCUGGUUAAUGCGUUGAAAAAUGACAAGUUUACUACAAAAUUCUACGAGUCCAUAAAGGAGGACGUUUUUCGCCGCCUCGAACGCAUGUUACUGGAAAAAGAGUCGGCUGAGAGCAAUUGCCAGCAGGGCGGAGCACAAAUUCGCAACGGUUUGACUGGUGCCAAAGGCACUACACGUACCAUCGCCAUUGAUGGGCCCAAUGAAAUAUUAGGCGCUUCCUCGCUACAGCGCGACCCAACACGCAAAUUUAAUUUAAAUGCGCGCAUGGGCAAUCAACAGCAGCAGCGUCUGCAUCAGCAGCACCAACAACAAAAUGUUGGCCCAUCGCCAGUCCACUUUGAUGCAACUGCAGCGCCAUCAGCAAAUGCAUAUCAAAUCAAACAAGAGUCAAACGGUGAUCACGUGGCUGAAGAUGAUCAAUACGUGUCUGCGUCGGCUGCAUUUGAUGCGCAGGCGAAUAAUCGUCAAGAAACUGCAGCUGAGGAUAAUGCAGAAGAAGACGAAUAUGGCGCGAAUAAUGCGGACACUGAAAGCAACAAAGCGGAUAAUGAAGAUGCGGCAGCAGCUGUAGCUGCAGCGACAGCGGAGGAAUUAGCAAACAGCCCGAAUGUGCCCAUGUCGGGCCUUAGGCCAGCUAGAGAAAACGAACAACCGGAGGAAGACUUUGAAUGUUACAAUAAUAACAGCGCCGGAAACAAUAAUUUUGCCAAUGGUGACUCCGCGGAUGUUUGUCGGGCACGCCAACAAAAAGUCACCGCCAAUGACGGAAAAUCCGAACGCAACAUAGGAAAUUGGCGACAAAAUGUGCUGAGUCAUGUUGAGUCUAAUAAAGGCAACAAAUCAACAUCGAAUGUUGGUAAGAAGCGCAAAAACCAGUUGGAUAAUGCAACUAAAGGCGGUGGGGGCGGUGAUGCAGAGACUUUGCCGCUAUCUGCGGUCGGUAACAACUCGGCUGACAACAAUAUGCGUCCGGCUCAUUACACCGACCUUAUCGCCUCCAUAAUUACGCGAAUUUGCAACCAAACACAUGCCAACACCCAAAUCAACGACACAAUUCUGGUGGAGAUCGCCAAACUGACCGCCAGUGCGGUACAAAAUUUUACACCCACACUUGCAAACUGCAAGUCACAGACCAUUCCGUCACCACACAUUUCGCCUAAGAAAUUUUAUAUGAAAAUUAAAAAGCUUAGCGUUCCACGGCAACGUGACGAGUUCCUGCAAUGGUAUCAAAAUUAUUUGGAAUCUCUCUUUCCGGGUGCGCGUUUGGAAGCCCAAAGGCGGCGCGAGGAGUUAAGGACUGGCGAUAUUGCCGGAGCAACAACAGCUUGCCUGGAAUUGCCACGUGCAUGCGACAAGGUGGAAAACCACCAGCAUCAGGUGCAACAACGUCAGUCACAACAACAAAAACAGCUACAGCAGUCGACCAAUGCCAGUGGCAAUACAAAUAAUAACGACGAAGACUUGGCUGAGGCUGAUCAAAAUUCAGCAAAUAGCAGCAGCAACACUACUAUUGCUGUUGCAGAGGAACACCAGGAGGAGCAGCAGCGUGAUAAACAAAUUUGUUUGCGGCGUGAAAUUGAAUUUGAGAACAAUGAAAAUCCAGACGCCGAUGUAGAAAGUAAUGGUGCAAAGGGCAGUACAACCGGUCAGAGUAGCAUUGACGCAAACGGUGGUGGUAGUGCAUAUGUUACAGUGCCCCUGUCAGCCGCCACUGUUGCCGCUAUUGAAGUAACGGAGGACGCAAUUAAUGCUGCGGUACAGCAACAUGAUUUACUGCGCUUCACCUCGGAUGUAGGAAUAGGAUUUUAUAGCACAUAA
Molecule: messenger RNA, 7502 nt
Organism: Anastrepha obliqua
Lineage: Eukaryota; Metazoa; Arthropoda; Insecta; Diptera; Tephritidae
Exons: 10
Coding region: 441-7502 (2353 amino acids)
Source: RefSeq, a predicted model, not a curated record